AUGGCUGCUAUCUCAAAUCGCAACAUCUCCAAUCCACUUUUGCUGCCGGAAAUCGUCGCAUCUGUCAUCGACAAUGUCCACCUGGUCCCAGAUAUCUUGAACUGUGCCUGUGUAAAUCGCAUGUGGAGUGUGACAGCUUUGAAGAAACUAUAUAAGGGCUCCCUGAAUGACAUGCAGCUCCGUACACCUGACAUUGGAUCACUUAAUUGCCUCUUUGUAGCAUCACGGGAGCGCUUCGCUCGAAACAUCAGCUUUGUGAAGCAUCUUCUCCUCUCUACAGAUGUGAUCGCAUUUGAUCAAAACGGACGACCGACAACCACGUGCUACGAGAAGUGUCGCGCUUUGCGCCAGCGCAAAUAUGCGAAGCUCCUUUUGCAGCCGCAAGAAAGUGGUCUUACCAGCCUCGUCAUCCCCUUUGAGAUCGCGAAUCAAGAUUGGUCUAUCAUUUCCGACCUCCUUCUUACUCCUACCAUUGAGUUUCUAGCUAUUAAUAGAUACUACUGUGGACUGGUGAUGGACAGCCCCGGCUAUCUCCAAGAACCGAUCACCCCUGCUGAUAAAUUCUCCAACCUCAAAGCGCUCACAGUUUACAACCAAGAUGUUGGCCCGGAGAUUUAUGAGCUUUGCCAAUUGCUUCAAUGUUGCAAUUUGCAGUUCUUCCACCUUGAGGAAAGCGCUCAUAGCCGUGUGGGACGCGUGACCCGAUCCGACCUUAUAGAAGUCCUGUUGUGCCUUCGACGGCACCAAAACCUCGAGACGUUGGCGCUGAUUAUCCCUUAUUGUUCCCCACCCCUGGAAUCAACAAGUGAAGAGGAGCAAGGAAACCCAUGGCCGAGGUUGAAGGCAUUGUACCUUGCAAAGCUUCCCCAAGAAUGGCUAGGCCUAUUAUCAACAUUUGAUGACCUUCAAAUCCUCUGGCUGCAAGACCUCGGAACCAGGUUCUUCGGAACCAGGUUCCCUACUAUGAACCAGAAUGUACUUGAAAACAUUGCCAAAUGCAGAAGUUUACGGGUCAUCGACCUGGAUUUCCGUGAUCUUGACAAUGUAGAAGCACUCCUUGAUAUCGCGCGUGGCUGCCCGCUUUUACAAAAGUUUUGCGUGAAGGCCAUGCACUUGAGCGGGGAACAUUGUCUGGGAGAAGACCUGUUUUUCGACCUGCUGCGUGCCCUGCCUCAAGUAGAGUUCCUUGCUCUUGAUGCGAAAUUUGAGAUGGAUGAUACGAAGCUGCAAGACCUUGCCCGUCACUGCCCGCGACUGGUCGUGCUUGACCUGCGUUACACCCAAUUACACCUCUCUCUCGCGACAAUGAUCGAUUUGGAUCCACUCUGGCAGUUAGAGAGCAUGACUUUUGCACAAAUAUACUUCAAGGAUCCACCACGCUUGAAAAGUGAUGCUAUCCAGAGCAUUGCAACAGAGUGGCGCAGGAUAUUCCCAAGGCUUCAAUAUGUGCGAUGUCAUUCGGACCCUCCGUAUCGGAUGGAAGAUGAUUGGGGCGAGGAAUCAGAAACAGAUAAUGGCAGUAUGAGCUCUGAUGACGACACGUCACUCAGUGACUUCGAGGCCAACUCGGACGGCCACCAAUCAAAUCAGUAUGCAUUACGAAGAAAACUCUGGAAGGCCCUCGGUUAUGGGAAAGACUCGGAUAUUUAUUAUAAGAUUGUAUAUAUGUGGCAGACCAAUCUGGAGAUCAAGACGAUUGGCUGGCCCGUGGUGCCUUUGGCAGCAUUUUUUGAUCCAGACGCACACUCCACGACUGCUAAAUGCGGCCAGUAA
Messenger RNA from Aspergillus pseudoviridinutans, 1773 nucleotides. RefSeq lists its product as uncharacterized. Gene Ontology annotation, cellular component: SCF ubiquitin ligase complex. Bases 1 to 1773 code for a protein of 590 amino acids. NCBI's taxonomy places the organism in Eukaryota, Fungi, Ascomycota, Eurotiomycetes, Eurotiales, Aspergillaceae. The record is from RefSeq and is a predicted model, not a curated record. Gene Ontology annotation, biological process: SCF-dependent proteasomal ubiquitin-dependent protein catabolic process. The transcript has 2 exons.